Crotalus tigris (Tiger rattlesnake) is the source of this 6737-nucleotide messenger RNA. RefSeq names its product microtubule-associated serine/threonine-protein kinase 1-like. Lineage: Eukaryota; Metazoa; Chordata; Lepidosauria; Squamata; Viperidae. Gene Ontology annotation, molecular function: ATP binding; protein binding; protein serine/threonine kinase activity. The record is from RefSeq and is a predicted model, not a curated record. Gene Ontology annotation, biological process: peptidyl-serine phosphorylation; intracellular signal transduction.
AUGGAUCCUGAAUUUAAUCCUGAGGAAUUUUAUCACUUGCUGGAAGCAGCUGAGGACCAUGCCAAAGAGGGACAUCUGGUAAAGACAGAUAUUCCUCGUUACAUCAUAAGCCAGUUGGGACUGACUCGAGACCCAUUUCCAGAUGUGCUGUAUGUGGAGGAGCACGAUAGUGGAGGAUCCAACACACCUGAGACAGAAGAGUUCGCCGAGAGUCGUGGGACUACUCCAAAGCCAAAGAAGCCACCAGGAGAAGGAGACUUUGAAACUAUUAAACUUAUAAGCAAUGGGGCCUAUGGAGCUGUGUAUUUGGUGCGACAUAAAGAGACCCGCCAGCGUUUUGCUAUGAAGAAGAUUAAUAAGCAGAACCUCAUCCUGCGCAAUCAGAUCCAACAAGCCUUUGUAGAACGUGACAUUUUGACUUUUGCAGAGAACCCCUUUGUGGUCAGCAUGUUCUGCUCUUUUGAAACUAAGCGAUACCUGUGCAUGGUCAUGGAGUAUGUUGAAGGUGGGGAUUGUGCAACAUUGUUGAAGAAUAUUGGGGCUCUGCCUGUAGAAAUGGCCCGCAUGUACUUUGCUGAGACUGUCUUGGCCCUGGAGUACCUGCACAACUAUGGCAUCGUCCAUCGUGACCUCAAGCCUGACAACCUACUUAUCACUUCCAUGGGACAUAUCAAGUUGACAGACUUUGGUCUUUCCAAGAUGGGGCUGAUGAGCCUUACCACAAACCUGUAUGAAGGUCAUAUUGAGAAGGAUGCCAGGGAGUUUCUAGAUAAGCAGGUGUGUGGAACCCCCGAAUACAUUGCCCCUGAGGUGAUCCUUCGCCAAGGUUACGGGAAGCCAGUGGAUUGGUGGGCCAUGGGCAUCAUCCUCUAUGAAUUCCUGGUGGGCUGUGUACCAUUCUUCGGAGACACUCCCGAAGAGCUCUUUGGCCAGGUCAUCACUGAUGACAUCUUGUGGCCAGAAGGAGAGGAGGCGCUCCCCUCAGAUGCUCAGCAUCUGAUCUCUUGCCUCCUGCAAACCAAUCCUCUUCUCCGCCUGGGAGCAGGUGGUGCCUAUGAAGUGAAACAGCAUGCAUUUUUCAAAGAACUAGAUUGGAAUGGGCUUCUGAGGCAGAAAGCAGAGUUCAUCCCUCAUCUGGAAUCUGAGGAAGACACCAGCUAUUUUGACACCCGCUCUGAUCGUUACCAUCACAUUAAUUCCUAUGAUGACGAAGAUACGACUGAAGAUGAACCAGUGGAGAUUCGCCAGUUUUCAUCUUGUUCUCCCAGAUUCAGCAAGGUGUACAGCAGUAUGGAGCACCUCUCCCAGCAUGAGCAAAAGACUCCAAGUGUCACCAAGCGAGACCAGAGCAACAAGCACAAGGAUGACAGACUUAGCAAACGGGAAAGCCUUGGCAGCUUCACACUUCGGGACAAGAACUGGCGCACCAGCUCUCCAGAAAUGAAGCAACUCUCAGCCUCCGAGUCAUCCUACACUGAGAGUGAUUCGAGUCCCCCACUGGGAGCCCGGCGGCGUUUCUCAGCACUGAUGGACACCAACCGUUUUGCUGUGCCACUGGAAAGUGACAAUGAGAUACCUGGCAAGGGACCACCGAAGGCCCCUGUAGAAAAUGGGUCUGUAGGACCCACCCCUCAGUCUGAAGGCAAGGAGACCAAGGAGGGAGCAGGAGAUGUUGCACAGUGUCCAGCUCCUGUGGAGACUGAGGCAGGCGAUAAAUCAAAAGCGGGUGAGCUACAGCCCCCCAAAGAGCUGGACCCAUCUGCCCCCAGAGCUACCAAUGACUUGGUGCUGCGUCGCGCCCGGCACCAACAGCUCUCAGGGGACACCGCCACGGCUGAGAAGCGCAGCUCCCGCACAGGGGGCAAGGUCAUCAAAUCUGCCUCAGCUACUGCAUUGUCGGUCAUAAUCCCCACAGUGGAGCAGCACAGCAGCUCACCCCUGGCCAGCCCAAUGUCUCCCCGAUCACUCUCCUCUAAUCCUUCAUCCCGAGAUUCCUCCCCAUCCCGAGACUACUCUCCUGCUGUCACCAGCUUGCGCUCACCAAUCACUAUCCAACGGUCAGGCAAGAAAUAUGGCUUCACCCUGCGUGCCAUCCGUGUGUAUCUGGGAGAUAGCGAUGUCUAUAGCGUGGAUCACAUUGUCUGGCAUGUGGAGGAAGGGGGUCCAGCCCAUGAAGCAGGUCUGUGUGCAGGAGACCUCAUUACUCAUGUCAAUGGAGAGCCAGUGCAUGGUCUGGUGCACACUGAGGUGGUGGAACUCAUCCUGAAGAGUGGAAACAAGGUGAUGGUGACUACUACGCCCUUUGAGAACACCUCCAUCCGGAUUGGACCAGCCCGCAAGAGCAGUUACAAGUCCAAAAUGGCUAGAAGAAACAAGAGGAGCACCAGCAAAGAAGGGCAGGAGAGUAAGAAGCGCAGCUCCUUGUUCCGCAAAAUCACCAAACAGUCAAAUUUGCUGCACACCAGCCGUAGCUUAUCCUCCUUGAAUCGCUCCUUAUCCUCCAGUGAUAGUUUGCCUGGCUCACCCACCCAUGUGGGUGCCCGUUCACCCACCCAGAGCCUGCGCUCCACUCCUGACUCUGCAUAUCUAGGGGCCUCCUCUCAGAGCAGUUCCCCAGCCUCCAGUACGCCCAAUUCACCAGCCACCACGUCCCACCACAUGCGGCCCAGCACUCUACAUGGCCUGUCUCCCAAACUGCAUCGCCAGUAUCGUUCUGCCCGUUGCAAGUCAGCUGGAAACAUUCCUCUCUCACCACUGGCACAUACGCCCUCACCUACACAGUCCUCACCACCGCCACUUCCCGGCCAUACCGUGGGCAGCUCCAACACCACCCAGAGCUUUCCUGCAAAGCUUCAUUCUUCACCCCCAGUGGUACGGCCACGCCCCAAGAGCGCAGAGCCCCCUCGUUCGCCACUUUUGAAGCGGGUGCAAUCAGCAGAAAAGCUAGGCUCUCUCCUAAGCGCAGAGAAGAAGGUGGUAGUGAGAAAACAUAGCCUGGAGGUGGUGCACUCUGAAUACCGCAAAGACUUCUAUGGGGAGCCUGGCCUUCACAGCCUAGCGGAGUCAGAUGGGGAGAGCCCCAGUGAAUCUGGCACUCCAAAGCCCUUGGCCACCCGGCGCCUGGGCCGGCAGGAAUCCCCCCUUAGUUUUGGGGUCGGAGAUGGAGAGGCAGCUUCGGAGACCAAAGCAAGGGGAUCAGAUGCGAUUCCUGCGGAUUGCAGGAGGAACCAAGCUGUGCAGACCGAGGAGGCUUUUGCAGCAGCAAACCGAGCCCUGACAAAAGCCCUGAGCCCUGUUCAAGAGCACGAACAAGGCAGAAAAGGCAGCCUGGAGGCAGAUGUGAUUCCGCGGGGCCCUGUCCCAAUUGUGAUGGAACCGAAAGAGACCCAAGAACCUGGCUCUCCAGGAAAGGCCACUCUUCAGCCUGUCCAAGACAAGACUGGCUCGCCCAAGGAGAAGUGGAUCUUGGAGGUUGUAGAAGAGCACACCACAUUGGGAACCUGUGUAAAAACCGCCAGUUGUCUCUGCCCAGAGGAAACCAAGAACGGACUGAAGCGAAGCUCAGCUGAAGCAAAGGGAAAACGGGGGAAAGAAGAGCUACCUGUCUUGGCAUCAGGGAACAAGUGUGCAGGAGAUACGCCCCGGCCCCCUGCUCCUACUCUGGAGAAGAAAGGGGCUGCUCACUGAACCAGAGAAGAGUUGAUUUUCUCACCCUCCUGGCCCCCAGAACCCAUACUAGUAGAACACCAGUGUCGUAUUUGCCUUCUGGCCUUCAUGGUGAUGGGAGCAGUAAGGUAGCAAAGCUCCAUUCCCAACAGAGCUGGAAGGGGACGCUCCUUAAGCUCUCUGUGAAUGCGAAGGGCAGAGGCAACAGUGCCUCCCCCUCAGCCAUCCCUUUGUGAAUGGCAAGUCUGCUCUUAAGCCUUGUAAAGUACCUAUACAUAUCUCUCUCUCUAUAUAUAUAUAUAUAUUAUAUUUAUAUACAUAUAAAUACAAAUAUAUAUAUAAAUAUAUAUAUACAAGUAAAACUAUACAUGAAAUGGUUAAUACUGUGAUCACUCCCUUCCCCAACCUCACACCCAUUGUAUUGUGCUUCGGGCUAUUUCUUGAAAUCUGUAUAAUAAAAAAUAAUAAUAAUUGAUGUUUAGGAAAAACAAUUAGAAUGGGAAAACAGAACACCAAGCAAUGUUUGAAUGUAGCAAAUUUUGCUCCUUCACAAAGUUCAAAAAAUCCAGUGAAAAUUCUUGUGGCAUAAUCUGAAUCUCUGCACACAAAGGGAAAGCUCCAAUGUCACGCACAUUUGUCACGGAAUGAUUGGCACUGGGGCAGGGGAGUUGACAGGACAGCUCUUGGGACAUUGUCAGAGUAGCAUUAAAGGAACUGCAAGUAAGCAGCUCCAAUAUUCAUGUCCACAGUUCUCCCACCUGGAUAACGGCUGGUUCUUGAUUCUAUUUUGUUUUCCUAAUUUCAAUGAUAAAUUAUUGGAUUUUAUAUGUUUUUCACAUGUGAGCAAUUUAAAUAACAAAUGACUUAUCAGGUGAAGUAAGUAGGUCAGCCUUUAGUUGUGGGGUUGUAAAUCUGUUUCAUCCCAAAGAGGAGCUGAUUUUUUUUUUUUUAAAUGUGUUAUCUGAGUGGGACAAAAAGCUUGUCUCAAGCUUUUGAAAAGGCAGAGACUGCCUGUCAUGAAGACAUGGUAAGUUAGUCUGCUGAAGCAGUGGAUUUGUAGAAUCAAAAAUAUUAAUGGAGAACACUUCUGAUCUAAGGGCAUGAUAUUUGGGAAGUUUUACUAUGCAAGUUCAAUGGAAAUGGGAUUUGCUCUGGAUAAUUCUUCAGCAGGGGUGUAUUGCGGAAGGGAGAUGCCAUUAGGGUGCUUCAUACUAGGUAUCCAAAAUAUCUCUGAUUGUCUUUUUGCAGUGUAAUGGAUAAAACCUCAACCUGCCCCUAGUGUUGUUUGGAAGAGUAAUCGUAUUUUCAUAUUAAUAUCCUUGCCUCUAAUGGCAGGCACAACAUCCCAAACUACUAAUUCAUUGUGGACAGGCUUUGCUCUUCUCUCGCAUAGCCCUUAAUGAGCUCACUUAGUUUCACUCCCAGUCUGAUAGACCCAUUAUGCAAGUGGAUUCUCAGACUGAUUUGGGGCUUCUGAUAAAAGCCUUAACAGACAAUGACUGGAGAGGAUGCUGCAAUCUGGAAGUGCGUAUGGAGUUCAGUUCAAAGUGCGGGAAUAGGUCUCAAAAUCCUGUUUCAACUUCCCUCUCCCUGUUCUUUUGAAAAGGCUGAAAUAGCUGACACUGGAAACCUGGUUGGCUUCCCAGGACUAUCAGGAAUAGGAAGAAAAUGGGCAUAGCCUAUGAAUUGGCAUAUAGGACAGAUAAGCCUCUUUGUGUCCCUUUAGGAUACAGAACUACUGUGGCACUGCUAAAGGGACAGAGGCAAGCACUAGAAGCUUCAUGUGCACUGCUAGGUUGCAAUAAAGGGAUCCUGUAAAAUUAAGGUAGCUGCUUGACCACAUUGGUCAAAAUGCAUGACGUUGCCAUCCUGCCCACUCAUGAAUUUAUGUCAUUGGUAUUUGGGCAAAGAUGUCAUUAUGCAUGAUGGUGCUGUAAAUUAGCAAUGUCAUGUUUAAGUGUACAGCUAUGAUCUCAAAUCAGGUUGCAGUUAAUAUAUUGUUUAUCCAGAAGCAUUUUGCAGAUACCAGUUCUGAUGGAAUAGAGUCCAGUGAAUGAGAAAAAGAGCCUGCUUCUCUUGGCCUUCUCUGUUCAUCCUGAGAUUUGGUUGCUUUCCCUUGAAAAAGAAGUUCAACUCUCAAAUUUAGCAACCCAGAUUUGGCACCAUAUCAUUAGGAAUAUAUCAAAGUGGUUUUAAAAAGUGCUGCACAGAUGCAAUUACUGCCUGGUGUAGCUGCUGGUCUCCCUUCCCCCCAAUGCUUUCCCUCUCCACCUGGAAGGAGAGGUAUUCUCUAUGCAAAUAUUAGCUAAAUUAUGAUACAAGACUGUUUUCCUCUCCCCUUUUGACUCCCCUCAGUUCCAAUCCUAUUAACCUAUUAAUCUCUUCAUUCACGCUCCUCCAUUUAUCCUGAUAGCACAAUUCUGUAUGAGUCCCUGAGAGCCCUUGCACCCUCCAUGCUCUUCAGUCAUUUCGCUAAGCCAAAUGCAGCCCCACAGAGCUGCCUUGCCUGCCUGGAGCUACACAGCCUGGCACACUUGGCAAGGUUCAUGGCAGAUUUCAUUUGGCCCUAAAUAUCACAACUGGCCCACAAAACUCCUCUCCCAGAUGUAUGAGAGCUGGCCCAGUACUUAGACACCAGGUUUACUCCAAGCAAGUCUGCAAUGUAGUGUACUAUAUAGAUGCUGAAAAGAAGUGGUGCAGAACUCCUAAAUUUGGGGGAAGGGAGUCAGGAGGCAAAUAUGUCGGUGGGGAAAGCAUUUUAUUUGCAAAGUUCAUUUUCCUCCCAAAUGCAGAGUUAAGGAACUCUUCCUUAUAAGGGAGCAAAGCAACUAGAAAGACAGGAGGAAACCUGUAUGUGUAUGAAUGUUCUCCCUCUCCGAUGUAACGCAUGAGUGCUCAAUGAAAGACUCUGGCUGUACUGUCUGUACUGUGAAUAAAGGCAUAUGCCCUAUCUCCCACCCCAAGGAGCUAGGAAGCUCUACCUGCGAAGUAUUUCUCUUGGACCAUCAAACUUGUCUCUUGGCUUACGCGGGCAGAAGCAUUGUCAUGUUAAUAAACCAACCUGUACAGCA